Messenger RNA from Hansenula ciferrii, 2181 nucleotides. It is a transcript of the gene ERG7, whose product is annotated as lanosterol synthase ERG7. Gene Ontology annotation, cellular component: lipid droplet. The transcript has a single exon. Gene Ontology annotation, biological process: ergosterol biosynthetic process; triterpenoid biosynthetic process. The record is from RefSeq and is a predicted model, not a curated record. Bases 1 to 2181 code for a protein of 726 amino acids. Gene Ontology annotation, molecular function: lanosterol synthase activity. Lineage: Eukaryota; Fungi; Ascomycota; Saccharomycetes; Phaffomycetales; Wickerhamomycetaceae.
AUGGUAUACUAUUCUGACCUUGUGGGAAUUCCUAACACGGAUAAGUCUCGCUGGAGAUUGAGAACAGAUGAAUUAGGCCGUGAAACUUGGGAUUAUAUAAACGAAUCUGAUAUUGAAUCUGAUCCACAAUCUGAAUAUGUUAAAUACUUAUUAGGAACAGAUGACUACAAUCCAAAACAAUUACCAAAACCUGAGACCCCAUAUGAUGCUGCUAGGAAUGGUGCUACAUUUUUAAAAACCCUUCAAGAAGAUUGUGGUGUUUUUCCAUGUCAAUAUAAAGGUCCAAUGUUUAUGACAAUCGGUUAUAUUGCAACUUGUUAUUUCACCAAAACUAAAAUUCCUGAAGCUGAAAGAAUUGAACUGGUAAGAUAUAUUGUUAACACUGCACAUCCAGUAGAUGGUGGUUGGGGGUUACAUAGUGUUGAUAAAUCCACAUGUUUUGGUACUUCAAUAAACUACGUUGCAUUAAGAUUAUUAGGAUUACCAGCAAAUCAUCCUGUUUGUCAAAGGGCAAGAAAGACUCUACAUAGACUUGGUGGUGCUAUUGCAAAUCCACAUUGGGGGAAAGCUUGGUUAUCCGUGUUAAAUUUAUAUAAAUGGGAAGGUGUUAAUCCAGCACCACCUGAAUUAUGGGCUUUACCUUAUUCAUUACCUAUUCACCCUGGGAGAUGGUGGGUUCAUACAAGAGCCAUUUAUCUGCCAUUAGGAUAUCUAUCAGCUGGGAAAAUACAUUGUGAGUUAGAUCCAUUAUUGGAAGCCAUUAGAUCAGAAAUUUAUGUCAAACCAUUUGAUUCAAUUGAUUUCACAAAACAAAGAAAUAAUGUUUGUGGUGUUGAUUUAUAUUAUCCACAUACCAAACUAUUAGAUUUUGCAAAUAAUAUACUUGUUGCAUAUGAAAAAUAUAUUAGACCAAAUUGGUUUUUGAAAAAAAUUCAAAAUUAUACAUUUGAAUUAAUUAAAAAGGAAAUCGCCAAUACAGAUUAUUUAUGUAUAGCACCAGUAAAUGCUCAUUUCAAUGCUAUUGUUACAUAUGUUGAGAAAGGUGGUGAUUCAUAUGAAUUCAAAAGAUUUCAAGAACGUUUCAAAGAUGUUAUGUUUUUAGGACCUCAAGGGUUAACAGUGAUGGGUACAAAUGGUUCACAAGUUUGGGAUACAGCAUUUGCAGUUCAAUAUUUCUUUAUGGCUGGAUUAGAUGAAUUCCCAGAAUAUCAUGAUAUGAUUGAAAAAGGUUAUAAAUUUUUAGUAAGGUCACAAUUCACAGAAGAAUGUGUCCCUGGUAGUUUUAGAGACAAGAGAAAAGGUGCAUGGCCAUUUUCCACAAAGACUCAAGGUUAUGUUGUUAGUGAUUGUACUGCGGAAGCUUUGAAAGCUAUUAUUAUGGUUAGAAAUAGUCCACAUUUCCAACAUUUAAGGGAUUUAAUUAAAGAAGAAAAUCUAAAUGAAGGUAUUGAUGUUCUUUUAUCAUUACAAAAUGUUGAUUCUUUUGAAUAUGGAUCUUUUGCAACUUAUGAAAAAAUUAAAGCAACUACAUUAUUAGAAAAAUUAAAUCCUGCUGAAGUUUUCGGGAAUAUUAUGGUUGAAUAUCCUUAUGUUGAAUGUACAGAUUCUUCAGUUUUAGGUUUAACAUAUUUCCGCAAAUUUUCAAAUUAUAAACGUGAUACUGUUACAUUUGCCAUUGAUAGAGCCAUUGAUUAUAUUAAGAAAGCUCAACAAGAAGAUGGAUCAUGGUAUGGAUGUUGGGGGAUAUGCUUCACAUAUGCAUCAAUGUUUGCUCUUGAAGCUUUAAAUACUGUUGAUGAAAAUUAUAAGAAUUCUGAAGUUGUUCGUAAAGGUUGUGAUUUCCUUGUUUCUCAUCAAAUGGAAGAUGGUGGAUGGGGUGAAUCUAUGAAAUCUUGUGAAACUCAUACAUAUGUUGAUAGUGAACAAAGUUUAGUUGUUCAAACUGCAUGGGUUGUUAUUGGAUUGAUAUUAGCAGAUUAUCCAAAUAAACAAGUUAUUGAUAAAGGUAUCAAAAUAUUAAUGGAGCGUCAAAAGGAGACAGGUGAAUGGUGUUUUGAGGAUGUUGAAGGUGUUUUCAAUCAUUCUUGUGCUAUUGAAUAUCCAAACUAUAAAUUCUUAUUCCCAAUUAAAGCACUUGGUCUCUAUACAAAAAAAUAUGGUAAUGUUCCAUUAGAAUUAUAG